UUUGUGGUCUUCUUUAAUAAUCUUUGGUUGACAGGUUUGAGCCAAUUAAGAGCAGGUGAUUCUUGUCACACUGUUACUACAAAUGUCCUUUCAGCAGUUUCACCUUAUUGAGGUGGCUGGACAGCUUCGGAAAAGUAAUGAAGCACAGAAACGUUAACGGGAGACAGCAGAGGAUGUGGCUUAACUGUCUUUUGAUUGUUUUUCUUAACACUUAUCAUUUAGUGGACUCGUUGUUUUCGGAACCUGUUGAAAUUGAUCCAGAGGAUGAAUGGGACUCGGUGGAAAGUUUAAUACCGAGCAAAGAUUACUUCGACAGCGAUUUGUUUAUGCCAAAAAUAAAAGCGGCAUCAAAACCGGCUCCUCCACUAAAGCUGCCGUUUUCGGUACGAAUAAAAGCGGCUGAACUACACAAAGAACUCUUCGCCCCAGAAAGGGGCUUUAAACCUAUGCCUCAGCGGGUUAAGUCAAUACUUCUGCCCCAAGUACCUGCCCCAAAACCGGCGGGCUCUGUCUCCAGUGCGGCGAAGACGGUGGAGGUUUUGUGUCAUUUCGACCGGAUGUUAGUGAGAGUCCUUAAGAGUUUCUUUACCAGACCCGGAUCGUGGAGAUACCUGAAACUGGGAACGUGUGCUGUCAAUAAAGCCACGGCUACUCACUAUUAUUUUCUGUACUAUCUGAAAGGAUGUGACAUAAAGCGAGAGGAGGAUGCCAAUCGAGUGACUUACAAAAACACUCUCCGCUAUGAACCAGCUGUCUCUGGGUUGAUUGUGAGGGACCUGCCGUUCUCGAUGUCUAUUGGUUGUAGCUACACAAAGUUUCAUCGCUCUUAUCAGGUUGGCUUUAUACCCAAAGUAGCAGGUGGAACCUUGUACAGGGGCCUACAAACUGAUGCAGGGCACUCAAUCGUGGCAAUGGAUGAAUCUUGGAACUUGCUUGUUGAUGGCAAGAGUUUUGUUCUUGGCAAACCAAUAUGCUUUGAAGCCAAAGCCCCCAACAGUGAGGCUGGUAAACGGCUGUACCUGAACCGUUGUUUUGUCACUUCCUCUCCCAGCCCUCUGUCAAAGGAGAAAUAUGCUGUGGUUGAGAACUAUGGAUGCCUGGUGGACAGUAAGAACAGCGUUCUGACGAAGUUCCAUACCAGUGCUAAUAAGAAGACUGUGAGGCUUUGUGUUGAAGCUUUUCUGUUUAAAAAUAUGGUUUCUCUGCCACAUUCCAAAAAGACCAUGUUUAUGCAUUGUGAGCUGGACUUUGGACCACAGACUCCUACACCAAGUGCCAAGGCGUGCACUUAUAACGGAAAAACCAAGAAUUGGACUGAGUUAUAUGGAGAUUCCACAGUCUGCAACUGUUGUGAAUCAACUUGUUCUGCUCCUCCAGUUGCGUCUGGCAAGACAAUUAUCACCAGUGACUCUUGGAAUUUGAAGAUGGGCCCAGAAGCCUUAUCACCUCCUUCACCAGAAGAGUCUGUGCCUGAAUUUUUAGGCCAUGGUGACUUUGAGUUGUUCUGGGAAUCUGAUGAUGAUUAGGAAGAUGUUAAGGCCUUUUGUAAAAGGGCCCAACUAUGUAGUUAUGCCUUGUGAAGUUAAUAAACUGAUUUCACAAA
Messenger RNA from Puntigrus tetrazona (Sumatra barb), 1603 nucleotides. It is a transcript of the gene zp3c, whose product is annotated as zona pellucida glycoprotein 3c. Gene Ontology annotation, molecular function: acrosin binding. Gene Ontology annotation, biological process: egg coat formation; positive regulation of acrosome reaction; binding of sperm to zona pellucida. The coding region runs from base 138 to 1526 and encodes 462 amino acids. Lineage: Eukaryota; Metazoa; Chordata; Actinopteri; Cypriniformes; Cyprinidae. The transcript is spliced from 8 exons. Gene Ontology annotation, cellular component: extracellular matrix. The record is from RefSeq and is a predicted model, not a curated record.